Molecule: messenger RNA, 1938 nt
Organism: Phalaenopsis equestris
Lineage: Eukaryota; Viridiplantae; Streptophyta; Magnoliopsida; Asparagales; Orchidaceae
Exons: 6
Coding region: 1-1575 (524 amino acids)
Molecular function (GO): zinc ion binding
Source: RefSeq, a predicted model, not a curated record
AUGAUUGCUUCCACAAUUUGGACAAUGAGCUCGAGAUAUUCAGGGAAGUCAGGGCAAAUGCUGUGCCGAUGUGGGCUACCGUCAUUGCUUUUCACAUCACGACAAACACAUAGUUACGGACGACAAUUCUAUAGGUGUCCGCGGUGGGGACAAGGACCGGACGACAGCAAAUUCUUCAGGUGGGCCGAUAGUGGAACUAUUUCUACGUGCUGCCAAUUGGACACAACUGCUAGGAGUUCAAUAGUGUCACAAGGGGAGAACGCCACAUGUGGUUUCGAGUUCUUCCGUUUCUACAAUAUCGCAGUCGGACAGUCCUUGUCUCCAUCUCUCUGCCUCUCUGGCUUACUGGAGAUGUCCUCAGGACGCAGAACGCACAAGCUGAGCACUGGUAUGCUUGUCUCCGGUCUGCCGCCGGCAGCUACCAAGGUCCGCGCAGCGAAGAUGUCAUCCGCGGCUGCUCCGUAUACUGGCGGCGACGUCCGAACGUCGUAUACUGGCGGCGGCGUGCGAACGUCCGGCGAGCUCGCCCGGAUGUUCGACAUUCCCAUCGACCGCCCCUCCGUCUCUACGCGCUCCCACUCCGGCCCCAUAGCUCGAAUCUCCGGCCAGUCAUCGACGAGGAUGACAUCCGGCCCGCUUCUUUCGCCGACGGGCCUCAUUACUUCUGGCCCAGUCGGCGAGUUUUCACUGGCGCCGGCGGCGAAGAAAAAGAUGGUCAGUCCGGGGGUGACGGUUGUGGAGAGCGAUAUUAGGGUUUGGUAUUGGUUGCCGAAGGUGUGGCUUGCGGUGAGCGCUGUAGCUUUUAUGCUUGCGAUUGGGUUGGGCGCGUUUUUGUGGGCAGCAGCUGGACGGCCGCAGAUUUUUCUUGGGUUUGUUGGGGCUGCAGUGGUGGUUGGAGUUGUGGCGCUGUGGAAUUGGACGAGAGGAAGGAGGGAGCUGGAAAGGUACUUCAGAAGUUAUCCUGAUACGGCCAUUAAUCCUAGGAACCUUCCUGUUGGUAAACUUGUUAAGAUCACCGGGCUCGUCACCUGUGGCAAUUGUUCUUUAGAAACAUCCUAUCAGAUUGUACCUAGAUGUGCGUAUACCUCCAUUGAAUUGUAUGAAUGCAAAGCAUGGAAUUUGUCUUUAGCUCCUUGUAUAGCUCAUUCAUGGACUUUGAGACACUCUGAGAGGCAUGUGACGGACUUUUAUGUAUCUACUCUGAAUAGUGGGACAAGAGUCCUUGUAAGAGCUGGAAAUGGAGUUAAGGUGGUUUCUUUUAUUAAACCUGCAAUCACUUUGCGCGUGUCAAUGAAAAACAAAGAGCAGUUUCCUUCCUUAUUGAGAUGGCUGCAAAAUCACAACAUUCCCAACAAUGACCUUAAAAUGAGAUUUGAAGAAGGGUAUAUCAGAGAGGGAAGCACUGUGAGUGUUAUAGGCACUCUCAAAACGCACGAGAACAUAAUUAUGAUUGAUCCACCCGAUGAAGCUUCAUCGACCGGUUGGCAAUGGAAGAGAUGCUUUUUACCGAUGCACGUCCAAGGACUCAUCCUUGUGGGAGAUGAAACUCCACCAGAGGAGCUAUGCCAUGUAUAAAUAUGUUCUUUGAGGCAGAUUUAAUGGCGAUAGAUUGGUACAUGUAUAUAUAUCCUUGGCUUUCUGCAGGCUUUUUCAUCAUGCUACUGGACUGCUAUGGAAGACGUGUGCAGGAAUUAUGGUUGCUUCAUGGUUUGGUAUUGAAUAUGUCUUUAUUACAUGUGAGUUCUUUGGAAAUAGUUUUGUUGUGUGGUGUUAUUCAUGUGUUUUAUGUAUAAUAGUAAAAUCCAAUAAAUGCUGUGGUUGGUUAGAUUAUGAAGGCGGCAUUCAUAAUUGUGAAGAUUGUAUUGAUCUGGCAUUGCAUAUAGAGCAGAAAUGUAUAUGAAUGUUUUGUUUUCAAUGGUAAAUUUUGUAUUUAACAAA